This is a messenger RNA of Mercurialis annua (annual mercury), 3988 nucleotides long. RefSeq names its product putative disease resistance protein RGA1. Bases 302 to 3604 code for a protein of 1100 amino acids. Gene Ontology annotation, biological process: defense response to other organism. NCBI's taxonomy places the organism in Eukaryota, Viridiplantae, Streptophyta, Magnoliopsida, Malpighiales, Euphorbiaceae. The transcript has a single exon. Gene Ontology annotation, molecular function: ADP binding. The record is from RefSeq and is a predicted model, not a curated record.
CCCUGUAUAGCUGCAUUUAUGGCUUUAUGCUGAAUUGGGCGGCUCAAUAAGUAUUAAGGGAAAUUUAUAUGGAAAAAAAAAAGAAAAUAACUUGCAGGAGCAGUUGACUUGUGAAAAAGACUUUAGCCUUUUUUCUUCCUUUUUUUAUUCUUUUUCAUACACUUCAUCCAGCCUGUGUAACAAAAUGAAUAAAAAUCCAAUUUCAUAUGCAUAGCACAUAACUCUUUAGAAGAUCUGCUUCUUUGUUUGUUUUUUGUUGAUAAAAUCAUCUGUUUUCGGUUACCAUUAGUUGGUGAAGGAAAUGGCUGGAGUAGGAGAGGCUUUUCUUUCUGCUGCUUUCCAGGUAGCUAUUGAAAAACUGGCUACACCAAUCUUGGCGGAAUUUGGGUGCCGUCUUGGUGUUGAAAAAGAUCUGAAAAGACUGGGCAGAACCCUUUCAAAAAUCAAGGCUGUGCUGAAUGAUGCUGAAUCGAAGCGGAUCAGUGACAGUUUUGUCCAGAGUUGGCUUAAUGACCUCAAAGAAGUAGCCUAUGAUGCAGAGGAUCUGCUGGAUGAGUUCUCUACUGAAGCUUUUCGGUACAACCAGCAGAAAAAGGUAACUAAAUUGCUCUCUGCACCCAAAAAGUUUAUAUUUAAAGCUGGGUUAGCUCCAAAGAUAAAGGAAAUAAAUGAGAGGCUAGAUGAAAUUGCAAAAGAAAGAGAUGAUCUUGGUUUGAAAGAGGGAGUGGGUGUAAGCUGGACAGAUACAAGGGACAAGGAGAGUUUGCAGACUAGUUCUUUGAUCGAUGAGUCUCGUGUUUUUGGUAGGACAGAUGAUGUGAAGACGUUAGUAGAGCUGUUAGUGUCUGACAAAAACUGCGGAAAUGAUGUGGGUAUUGUUCCGAUUGUAGGCAUGGGAGGCCUAGGGAAAACAACACUUGCUCAGCUUGUUUUCAAUGAUUCCUCAGUGGUUGAGCAUUUUGCUGUGAAAGUAUGGAUUUGUGUCUCCGAUGACUUCAAUGUUCGAAAACUCACUAAAUCGAUUUUGGAAUGCAUCGAAAGGAAAAACUGCGAUCUUGUGGAUUUGGAUACUCUUCAAACCAGCCUUCGAGACAAAUUAAGGGGGAAGAAGUUUCUCAUUGUUCUUGAUGACGUGUGGAAUGAGAAAGAAAGAGACUGGGAGGUUCUGCGUCUUCCUUUCAGAGCCGGAGCAUUGGGGAGUAAAAUCAUUGUAACCACUCGAAGCGAAAAGGUUGCAUUAAUCAUGGGCACAUCUCAUCCGUACCGUUUAGAUGUUCUAUCUUUCAAAGAUUGCUGGUUAUUGUUCAAACAAAGGGCAUUUGUAGAUGGGAAUGAGUGUGCUCAUCCAAACUUAAUACCGAUCGGUGAGGAAAUUGUGAAGAAAUGUCGAGGUUUACCGUUGGCAGCAAAGGCGCUAGGAGGGGUUCUGCAUGCAAAAACUGAAGUUACCGAGUGGGAGAUGAUCAUGAAAAAUGACAUAUGGGAGCUGGAAGAGGAAGAAAACGGAAUCUUACCGGCUUUGAGGCUAAGUUACGAUCAACUUCCAGCACAUCUUAAGCAGUGUUUUAUAUACUGCUCCAUAUUUCCAAAGGAUUAUAACUUGGAUAAAGAAGAUUUAGUGUUGCUGUGGAUGGCAGAGGGCUUUGUUCAUCCCAAGGGACGGAGACGAAUGGAAGAUGUUGCAUCGGAUUAUUUUGAUGAUCUGUGGCUGAGAUCUUUCUUUCAACAAUCCAAGACCUAUGAUCUCUCUAAAUUUAUUAUGCAUGAUUUGAUUCAUGACCUGGCACAAUCUACAGCUGGGGAAAUUUGCUUCAGAUUGGAGGGUGACAAAGUGCAGAACAUCCCGGAAAAGGCUCGGUAUUUAUCAGUGUUAAUGGACACAUUUAAAUCAGCAACAUUUGAGGCUUUGCAUACAGCAAAAAGCUUGCGGACGAUGCUGCUUCUUUGCAAUAAAACAUCAUCACAGGUCUCUAAUGUGAAGGUUCCCCAUGAUUUGCUAUGCUCUUUGAAAUGCUUACGUUCGUUGGAUAUGAGUCGCAUAGCGAUAAAUGAUGUUUCGGAUUUAGUAGGAGAUCUGUUGCAUAUGAGGUACCUUGACCUCUCCCACACUGAAAUUACGGAACUGCCUGAAUCAGUCUGCAACCUCUGCAACUUGCAGACUCUAAUUCUCGCGAAUUGUAACAAGCUUAUUGCUUUACCGAAAGGUACGAAAAACUUAGUGAAUUUGAGGCAUCUUAAUCUGACAGGAUGCUGGCAUCUCAAAUCGAUGCCACCGUCAUUUGGGAAACUCACUUCUUUGCAAAGGCUGCAUAGAUUUGUUGUCGGAAAAGGAGAUGAUUGCGGAAUAAGUGAAUUGAAGGAUAUGAAUGAACUUCGGGCAGCACUUUGCAUUGAUAGGGUUGAAGAUGUUCUUAAUAUUGAAGAUGCAAAGGAGGCUAGCUUGAAGAGCAAGCAACAUAUACGCAAGCUAGUACUGAGGUGGAGUAGAAGUCGAUAUUCAGGGGGCACCAUUGAUGAGAAAUUGCUCGAAUGUCUUGAACCUCAUAUCAACCUUAAAGAAUUAACCGUUGAUGUAUAUCCUGGAACCAGAUUCCCGAAUUGGAUGGGAAGCUCACUGCUUUCUCAUCUGGAGAGUAUUGAAUUCAUACAUUGUAACUAUUGCAAAACCCUCCCUCCUCUCGGUCAAUUACCAUUUCUCAAAAGUCUAACCAUUUAUAUGAUGCAAGAAGUCGAAAGAAUUGGACGCGAGUUCUAUGGAGAGGGUAAGAUAAAGGGGUUCCAGGCCCUGAAGAAAUUGAAGCUCGGAGACAUGAGAAGUUUGGAGGGAUGGCUAGAGAUCGACAAGGGGGAGUUCCCAGUGCUUGAGGAGCUCUCUCUUCUAAACUGCCCUAAUGUCACCAAUAUUCCUAAAUUUCCAGCAGUGAAAGAUUUCUUGCUAGAUAAUUGUCAUGAAAAAGUAUUGAGAUCAGUACAUUUUCUCACAUCUCUAUCCUCGUUGAAGAUUUUGAACUUCCGAAAUUUAGAUUUGUUACCUGAUGGUCUUCUUCGACCAUUGACUGAACUGAAAGAACUCAAGAUUCAGCACUUUUACCGGCUUAAGGUGUUGCCAGAAGAGGUUGGGUUGCGAGAGCUGAAGUCCGUCCAGCGCUUGGAGAUAUUAUGCUGUCCGAAACUUGAGUCAUUUGCAGAAAAGGGGCUUCCUUGUAAGCUGCAAUAUCUGUCAAUCGGCAUGUGCAAUAAUAUGAAGGAUCUCCCGAGAGGACUGGAAAAGUUACCAUCUCUUCAAGAGCUGAACAUUACAAAGUGUCCGAGAUUAUCUUCUUUUCCAGACGAGAAGCUUCCGGGAUCGCUCAAGAAUUUGAGAAUUUCAGCAUGUGCAAACCUUGAAUAUCUUCCUACAGGUCUCUAUGAACUCGCAAAUCUUGAGUAUUUAUCAAUACAGUCUUGCCAGAAACUACCAGGUUUGCCGGAUUCAGGGUUACCCUCGACCCUUCGUACGCUAUCCAUCAUGGAGUGUGCAGCAUUGGAAGAAAGGUGUGCAGAAGGUGGUGAAGACUGGCCAAAGAUACAACAUAUUCCUGAAAAACAUAUUAGACUCCAUUGAAUCAUGUCCGAGAAAUUAAGUCAAACUCGUGAUAUCAAAUGAUGAACUUCGCGCAGUUCACUGUGCUUACAUGUUAUGUGGUGAAGAUUGGCCAAAGAUACAACAUACUCCCGAAAAACAUACUAGACUCCAUUGAAUCAUGUCCAAGAAAUUAAGUCAAACUCUUGAUAUCAAACAAUGAACUUUGUGCUGUUCACUGUGCUUGCAUGUUAUGCAGGUGCAGCAUUGGAGAAUUACUGCCACCUGAUUGAUGAACUUCCAGCAGCAACUGGAAGAACAUAAUAUAAUAUGUAUGAGAAGAACAUAGUAAAAUAUGUGUAAGAUUGAUUAUUGUGUUUGCAAACUUGAAUUUUUUUUAACUAUCAAUCAGCUAUGGUUGCUAAA